Molecule: messenger RNA, 206 nt
Organism: Racocetra persica
Lineage: Eukaryota; Fungi; Glomeromycota; Glomeromycetes; Diversisporales; Gigasporaceae
Source: the annotation of a GenBank genome assembly
AUAUAUUUUUAUACCGUAAUCCGCGACCAGCCAAAAACGUGUCGCCUGACGCAUAUCCGAAGAUGUUCUCAGAAACCAGCAAGGUGAAAGAGACAUUUACAAAGUUGCGCAAGGUGUUGGAAAAGCAGAUUAAAUUUUUGAAAGAGAUUGGUGCUGCAGGAGUUGAAAUGACUAUUCCAUCGCACGAGAACGAACAACUUUUUAAG